AAAACGAAGGCCGACGAGUCAAACCCUAACUUCAUUCAUCGUCUCCAAACCAUUGACGUUCAUCUACUAAUCGAGGUCCACAGGAACCUACAGAUCGGCGGCGAUGUCGACGUCCGGACAACCUCAAUUCAGAUAUACGCAAACGCCGUCAAAGGUUCUACACCUUCGGAAUCUCCCAUGGGAGUGCAUCGAUGAAGAGCUCGUUGAACUCUGCAAACCGUUCGGCAAGAUCGUUAACACUAAGUGCAAUGUGGGCGCCAAUCGGAACCAGGCAUUCGUGGAGUUUGUAGACCUUAAUCAAGCUAUUAAUAUGGUUACAUAUUAUGCUUCAUCCUCAGAGCCAGCACAGGUUCGUGGCAAAAGUGUGUAUAUACAGUACUCCAAUAGACACGAAAUUGUUAACAACAAGGGCCCAGGGGAUGUUCCAGGAAAUGUCUUGCUUGUAACCAUCGAGGGUGUAGAAGCUGGUGAAGUGAGCAUUGAUGUUAUUCACUUGGUCUUCUCGGCUUUUGGAUUUGUGCACAAGAUUGCUACGUUUGAGAAGGCUGCAGGCUUUCAGGCAUUGAUCCAAUUUACUGAUGCGGAGACUGCUUCGUCAGCAAAAGAAGCUUUGGAUGGAAGAAGUAUCCCAAGGUACUUGCUGCCUGAGCAUGUUGGUUCGUGCCACUUACGCAUCUCAUACUCUGCCCACACAGAUCUGAAUAUUAAAUUUCAAUCUCAUCGGAGCAGAGACUACACGAACCCUUAUCUUCCUGUAAAUCCUACUGCAAUUGAAGGAUUUGCACAGCCUAUUGUUGGCCCAGAUGGUAAGAAAAAAGAACCUGAGAGUAAUGUUCUUCUUGCAUCGAUUGAGAAUAUGAUAUAUGCAGUCACAGUGGAUGUUAUUCACACGGUGUUCUCCGCAUUUGGUCCCAUUCAAAAGAUUGCAAUAUUCGAGAAGAAUGGUGGAACACAGGCACUAGUGCAGUAUCAUGAUGUGACGACUGCAGCAGUUGCCAAAGAUGCUUUAGAGGGACACUGCAUAUAUGAUGGUGGCUAUUGUAAGCUUCAUCUAUCAUACUCUCGUCAUACUGAUCUCAAUGUAAAGGCAUUCAGUGACAAGAGUAGAGACUACACAGUCCCGGAAUCAGCGCUGCUUGCAAUGCAACAUGCGUCUGGCCAGCCAGCUGGUGCACCGGUUUGGCCAACAUCUCAGGCCAGUCAAAUGUAUUCUGGAGGCGAGUAUGCAGCCGGUGGUUCAGGACAGGCUCAACCACCCAAUCCGCCAGGUCAACCCCCGUCGUGGGACCCAAAUACGCAAGGUGCCAGAACAGGCUUUGUUUCAGCUGCGGCCACUUUUUAUGGCGGAUCACCCCCAGGCCCGUCGCCUUAUUCCACUACAGGCGGCGGACCUCCUUUAGCAGGUGGUGGACAACCAACAAACAUGCGACCUGGAGAUGCUUCAUCACCUGUUCAGCCGCCAUACUACAGCCGGUGAAUCAUUCUAUCAACUCGCCAAAAACCUUGCUGGUUUUGUGUACCGGUUCCUGAACUUUUCAAGUUUUCCGUUACUUUCUUUGAUGUAAUAUCUCGAUUUAAGUUUUUAAGAAUGCAGGUAGAGUAUGUUCUUUUGGUAAACCUCUGAGGAUGAUUAGAGACUCAGUCUAUUCGUUUUUCGCCGGUGGGGUGUGAAAGCCGAUAUCUCAAAAAUUUCCGUGUUUUUUAUUUGUCAAUUUUUUUUUGUUUAUGUUAUGACACUUAACGGACGAAAUUUGGUGUCUGUGUGUAUACAUUUUCCAUCUUAAACGA
Molecule: messenger RNA, 1788 nt
Organism: Cynara cardunculus var. scolymus (artichoke)
Lineage: Eukaryota; Viridiplantae; Streptophyta; Magnoliopsida; Asterales; Asteraceae
Product: polypyrimidine tract-binding protein homolog 1
Exons: 10
Coding region: 104-1477 (457 amino acids)
Biological process (GO): regulation of RNA splicing
Cellular component (GO): nucleus
Molecular function (GO): mRNA binding
Source: RefSeq, a predicted model, not a curated record